CAUGUAUGCAUCAUACAUUCUGUAUUCAGUAAACCACUAUGGCUGAAUAAGGUAGUUAUUUAUUACGCCCAAUAUCUGAGUUAGUGCUCCAUUACAAUGGGGAUUUUUAGAUCAGGUGGAGGAUAGACUUUUACGGAGUACUUUGGAAAACUGUCGAAGCCGCGAAGACCGCAGGGCGAUGUCAGAGAGUCAGAGGGCCAGCGCAGGAUUUGCUAUCAAUGGACUCAAUGAAUGGUUGGGGGAAACAAGGAUCCGCUUUAGACUUCCAGGACCAAGUGGCACGGUUCAAUCAAGGGAAAGGUACCGAGAAUGAUUACAGCAAAUCAUUCUCACCCAAAGGGGUGGAGUGGAGCUUACAUGUUGCAAAUCAUUACCCGCACAUGUCGUCGUAGGCGUUUUCUCCCUUUUCCUCUUUUUCCUUUUUGUCUGUCUUCGGAAAUGGGUACCACAUUCCAUCCUUUUCCCCCCAUCCUGUUCAUGAAAAUGUCUUUAACCCGCCUUCUCCUGCAAUGAAAUAGCGAUACUGUUAAAUGAAUAUGCUCCAUUGAGUAGGGCAAAAUGGACACAUCCGUCCCCCUCUCUCGUUAUUGGCAAUAAUAUGAUGUAGUCCCUCGUCAUCCCUCUGCAUACUCGCCACGAUCUUCGUAGGGUCUCACAAAAACAAAAUAUGAUUGUAGGUCCACAGCC
Messenger RNA from Aspergillus caelatus, 687 nucleotides. RefSeq lists its product as uncharacterized. The transcript has a single exon. The record is from RefSeq and is a predicted model, not a curated record. The coding region runs from base 310 to 513 and encodes 67 amino acids. Lineage: Eukaryota; Fungi; Ascomycota; Eurotiomycetes; Eurotiales; Aspergillaceae.